AUGAUCAUGUACUACUUGCCCGGUGCACUUGCGGUACUCUUCUUCAGCAAUGCUGUGAUGGCGAUAGAGCGCUGCCGCCCCAUUGCGAACCUGCGAGGCAUCAAUCCGCGUAUCCUUACCAUGCCAACAGCAACGUUUUACCUUGAUAAUGAGUACUUCUGUGCUGAUAAGGCACCCCUGCAAUUUUACUGCCAGUGUGGCGUUGUCUCCAUCUGUACGAAGCAUGAGGAUCCUUGGGGCAGGGAUAUUGGAGUGUGCGGCUGCUGCCCCUGGUGGAUAAUUGUUUUAUUUAUCUUAUUUGGCAUUGUCGUGGUAGCGUCUGUCAGCACUGUCCUCUAUGUGUGGUUCUGCCGGGGGAAGUGGUGGUGGGAUGGUUAUCCACCGCCGAUUAGGUUUGUCAUGUGCCGCCGCGGGCCUUCCACAGUUGUGCCCGCCACAGGACCGCUUCCACCGAACCUCUUUCGUGGCUACCGCAUUUCUGACUUUGUGAGUGGGUCAGCAGACCCGCAGCUGACACACGCGACUGCCGCGGCAUGUAACAGCACUGAGUCAAGACGUUUGACAGAUGAGGGCCAACAGCUUUCACAUCAACAACAACAACAACAACAACAGCGAGAACAGCAAUUGCGCCUUUGUCAGCGAACCACUCUGCAUUCCCUUUAG
Molecule: messenger RNA, 663 nt
Organism: Trypanosoma rangeli
Lineage: Eukaryota; Euglenozoa; Kinetoplastea; Trypanosomatida; Trypanosomatidae
Exons: 1
Coding region: 1-663 (220 amino acids)
Source: RefSeq, a predicted model, not a curated record